ACCCCGGGAGGGGGCGGCCCUGUCCCUGAUGGAGGACGCGAAGGCGAUGGCGGACGGUGCGGCGUGGCCCGAGGUGCGGCUGGCGGUGUCGGAGCGGCGGCGGGAGCUGGUCCUGCGGGGCCCGGAGCUGGAGGAGAGGGUGAGGCUGAGAGGCCUGGACCUGGCCGUCUUUGAGCUGCCGCUGCUGCAGCACCUGGAGCUGGGGGCUGGCCUGGACACGCUGCCGGGGCAGGUGUGCGGCCUACGGGCUCUCCGGAGCCUGGUACUCCGCGGGAAUAACCUGAGCCAGCUCCCCGAACAGCUCGGCCUCUUGUCCGAGCUCCGCAGCCUCGAUGUGUCCGGGAACAGGCUGCAGUGCGUGCCCGCCAGCCUCGGGCUCCUCAGCCAGCUCCGGGGCCUCAAUCUGAGCGGGAACCGCCUGGAGGAGCUGCCCCCCGGCCUUUCCCGCUGCUCCUCCCUCACCCACCUCCAGCUCUCCCACAACCGGCUCCGCCAGAUACCCCCCGACAUCACGGAGAGCCCCCUGGGCUUCCUCACCUCACUGUGUGCCGCCUCCAACUCCAUCCACACCCUCGAGCCGAGCAUCAGCCGCCUGCCCGCGCUCCGGACUCUGGAUCUGUCCAACAACAAGCUCUCAGAGAUUCCUUGUGAGCUUGCUGACUGUCCCAAGCUGAAAGAAAUAAACUUCAAAGGAAAUUGUUUAACCGAUAAGCGACUAGAAAAGAUGGUGAAUGGAUGCCAGACUAAAUCCAUCCUGGACUAUCUGAAAUCAGGGGGUCGUGGCAAGGGGAAGGGAAAAGGAGAGAGUGCAGAGAAUAGAGAGAAAAGCAGCAGGAAGAAGAAGAAAGCUCUGAGGAAAGAUGAUGAAGAAUCUGAUGAAAUGGAAGAAUUGAACAAAUUAGUGGUGCGAGUGCUGCAUGUUUCUGAAAGUCCAUCCUCUGUGUUUGUGAAAGUCACUCCCAAUGUCAAGGAAGUGAGGCCCUACAUUGUGUGUUGUAUUGUGGAAGGAAUGAACCUCCAGGCUGGAAAUGCAUUGAAACGAUUCCUGGUGGCUCAGACAAAGUUACAUGAUGAUGACUGUCAGAAGAGAACACUAGCAACUAUUGCAACACAUGAUUUACAUCUGGUGAAGGGACCAUUGCUGUAUGAUGCCAGACCCUCCCAAUCCUUAAAGAUUGUGCCACUUGGAAGGAAAGAGAUAAAGGCGACAGACCUGUUACAGCGUUUACAGAUGGAAGCUGAUGAGCAACGCAAACAGAAGAAACGUCAGAAUGUUUCUGGCCUUCACAAAUAUCUCCAGUUACUUAACGGAAAGGAAAAUUUUCCUUGUUUAGUCGAUGCGGAAGAUCAUGUAAUUUCAUUCCCACCAAUCACAAACAGUGACAAAACAAAGAUUAGAAAAACCACCAGUCAGCUGUUCUUGGAAGUAACCAGUUCCACAAACCUGCAGACUUGUAAAAAUGUGAUGGACCGUUUGAUUGUGCGAAUGGCAGAACUGAACAAGUUCACCUUCGAAAACCAGGAGCAGGAGUUUGUAUCUGAUGACGUGACUGAAGUGACUAAAGACCUAACAGAAGACCAACCAGAAGCUGAUGACCUUCCCGCGAUUAAGAUGACCAGUCCCGAACUGAUAGUGAGGCAAGUGCGGGUCGUGGAUGCAGAAGGGAACCUGAAGGUUGUUUACCCUGCCAAAACUGACUUAAACGUGGAUGUCCAUAAUGUAACAAUAAUCCGAUAGUUCCCCCACACAAUUUUUUGCCACAAUUUUGCACUAUUUAUGUUUGGGGUUUCAUUUUUUUUAAAAUAUGUACCAUUAACACACUUUCUCUUGAAGCUGCUGGUUUUGACUGGAAUAUUUCCUGGCUGGGGUCUCUGGCCCUUUAAGUAAUUGGCCACUAAUCAUCUAGUGGCAACUGUACAACUACAGAGGUUGUCACAGCAACUGUACAAGCACUUUCAGCAUUGUUUUCAUCUGUCUCUUUUAGAUAGUACGUUUGAAUUGACUGUUUAGUCUCUCAAAAGAAAUGUUUGUUUGCCUGAGCCAGAGAAGGGUUAAGGGAGAUCCCCUAAGUGUACCUCACAAUAUAGAUUUUGAGAGUAGGGAGAGAAAGAGCAAAACCAGACAAUAUUGCAAUGUGGUAGAACUCAAUAACAUCAACCCAGGAAGCUUCAGCGAAUGGGUCAUCUUAGUCAUCGGUGGAGUGAGCAAAGUAUUUCAACCAAAAAUGUCUGUUCCAACUUACACCCCUGGUUUUGUGAAUAAAUGGCAACAAUGUUCUGCUAACUUUGUUCAAAAUGGUCAAUUAAUGUUACUGCCAUUGUACAGCUUACAAAAUAUAAUCUGAUGCAGUUACUCAUUUAUUUGAUCAUUUUUCAACUCCAUCCUUUCAGUUUUUUGCUUCAGAAAUUGACACGGAGUUAAGGUGUACCUUGGCCUGUUUCUGCAGUGUUUAACAAUGCCAGUGUUCCUGCAUGAAGGGACUAGAUUGGUGGUGGUGUCAUGGAAUGAAAAGUGGCAUGGACAAUGAGAUAAAUCCAUUCUGAUUUUGCUGUAUGUAUUAAUAAACCAAUGCUGGAAAUAAA
This is a messenger RNA of Stegostoma tigrinum, 2583 nucleotides long. RefSeq names its product leucine rich repeat containing 47 (gene lrrc47). Gene Ontology annotation, biological process: phenylalanyl-tRNA aminoacylation. Lineage: Eukaryota; Metazoa; Chordata; Chondrichthyes; Orectolobiformes; Stegostomatidae. The transcript has 7 exons. The record is from RefSeq and is a predicted model, not a curated record. Gene Ontology annotation, molecular function: protein binding; phenylalanine-tRNA ligase activity; RNA binding. The coding region runs from base 29 to 1738 and encodes 569 amino acids.